CAUCAUUUCACCCAAUCUUUUAUUCGGACAAUCGCUAUAGUUACAUUUAUUCAUUAGUCUUAGAACGUCAAAACCGUACCAAAAUGGUCCUCCUCCGAUCACUGGUCGCGCCAUCUGCGGUCCUUCUCGGGGUCCCGAGCCUGGCCGCCGCGGGAGCCACGGAGCUGCAAAGCGUAUUAAGGAACACGCAUGGGAGCAAUGAUUAUGGCUACCCGACGGACUUUACCAGGGGAAUUAUGCCGAUUCCAGUUCAUUCACACAAUGACUAUUGGAGAGACAUACCUUUCUAUACUGCCCUUUCAAAAGGAUGUAUCUCUACUGAAGCGGAUGUAUGGCUGUACAAUAGCACUCUUUAUGUUGGACACGACGAAUCCUCCUUGACUGAGGAUCGAACGUUAGAAGCCUUGUACAUCAACCCCAUUUUAGACGUCCUGAAACGCCAGAACCCCACGAGUCGAUUCGUGACAUCCCCUACGAACAAUGGCGUCUUUGAUACCGCCACCUCCCAAACACUCUACUUCUUCAUCGACGUCAAAACCUCCGGCCCAGAAACCUUCCAAGCCGUGAUUGAGGCCCUCCAACCCCUCCGCGAAAAAGGCUACCUCACCACCCUAAGGAACAACGAUACCGUUAUCCCCGCACCCAUCACCGUCAUCGGAACCGGUAAUACGCCUCUGGAUAUGGUAGGCCCCGUGGCAGACAGGGACUACUUCUGGGAUGCGCCGCUCCAUGCCCUCCAGGAGAGUAAGUAUGCCGAUAUCGAUGGAUUGAUUUCGCCUAUUGCGUCGACGAACUUCGAGGCAGUGGUAGGGCCGCUUCGAGGGGAGAUGAGUGAGGACCAGCGAGGGUUCCUGAGGGAGCAGAUUCAGGUGGCUGGGGAGAGGGGCAUUGGGGCGAGGUACUGGGGGACGCCGUACUGGCCGAUUCGGGUCCGGGAUUCGGUGUGGCGGGUGUUGGUGGAGGAGGAGGUGUUGUUGUUGAAUGCGGAUGAUUUGGAUGCGGUGGGGAGGGUCUUCUGAAAGCGUUUAUGCAGCUGAGUGUCGGACUGUCCAGGAUUAUUGAUACUUUCUACGGAAGGAAAGUUUGGAGUUUUUUUUCUAAGGCCGGUCGUCGCUUCGGGUCACUAAUGACCGCAAUUGCACUGAUCAGUUCUUGAUAAUAAAAUGCCGAGACCAAG
Messenger RNA from Aspergillus ibericus CBS 121593, 1177 nucleotides. RefSeq lists its product as uncharacterized. The coding region runs from base 84 to 1019 and encodes 311 amino acids. NCBI's taxonomy places the organism in Eukaryota, Fungi, Ascomycota, Eurotiomycetes, Eurotiales, Aspergillaceae. Gene Ontology annotation, biological process: lipid metabolic process. The record is from RefSeq and is a predicted model, not a curated record. Gene Ontology annotation, molecular function: phosphoric diester hydrolase activity. The transcript has 6 exons.